AUGAUAUUAUGUUUAGCUGAUGAUGCAUACCCAAAUAGUGGGUCUGGUGAUAGCACUGCAGUUGAGUUGUUAAAAUUUGUUACCACUUAUCAAUUUCUAGCAACUCUGUAUUUCAUGUCAGAUGUUUUAAAACAGUUAAACUUGUUAAGCAAGACUUUUCAAAAAUCAGACAGUGAUUGUUCAAUAUUGUAUACAUACAUUACAGCAAAAACUGACACAUUCCAAAAUAUGAAAGAAAAUGCUGGUCCCAGAUUGUUCAAUUUCUUAAGUUUGGUGCCAGAUGAACCCCCAGAAUCUGGAAAGUUUUACAUAAGAGUUCUUGAUAAAGGAAUCUCAUUUUCAGUUGUUCUUGAUGAAGGGGAGGAGGGAGUUGCUAUUUUAGACAGUAAGAACUACAGGAAAUUUUUUGAGAGUAGUCGAAAACACUAUCUAGAUAACUUAAUUUCAAAUCUCAAAGAUAGGUUUGAUAAUCUUGGUCUUCUUGGUGCAUUCAAAAUAUUUGUACCAAAUAACCUACCACCUCCUUCUAGUGAUGAAUACAGAACAUAUGGAAAUCAGGAAAUAGAGAUUUUAUGUGAACAUUAUGGUGCUGAAAAGGCUACAGACAAUAAAGUUUUUAGUCCAGUCAUUGAAGCCAGUGAUUUAAAGGAUGAAUGGUUAGAUGUGAAGGGUAUAUUGUCAAGUAAUUUUAGAGGCAUGUCAUUUCAAACAGCAUGGCAGCAAAUAUUGUGUACUAAUAUUUUAAGUAGCUAUCCAAAUACAAUUAUAUUAGCCAAAAUAGCUCUUAUUGUGCCAGUUAGUACAGCUGACUGUGAACGUGGGUUUUCACGUUAUAAUCUCAUAAAAAAUAAACUCAGAGCAUCCUUAAAGGUGUCAUCAGUUAGUUGUCUUAUGACAUUAUCCUUAGAAACUCCAAGUUUAAGGGAGAUGGAUAGAUUUAAUUUCCAUCGUGCUUUUGAAAUAUGGUGUGCAAUGAAAAACAGACGAAUAUUUUCAUCCGCUAACAAUACUGUUGAUAUAACUGAUAAUAACAAACUGCUCUAA
Messenger RNA from Saccoglossus kowalevskii, 1044 nucleotides. RefSeq names its product E3 SUMO-protein ligase KIAA1586-like. NCBI's taxonomy places the organism in Eukaryota, Metazoa, Hemichordata, Enteropneusta, Harrimaniidae. Gene Ontology annotation, molecular function: protein dimerization activity. The record is from RefSeq and is a predicted model, not a curated record.